CAAACAACGCCUAGCAAGAUCAACUCAUUAAUCUGCUGCAGCACCAUGGCCUUUAAGAUAUUCGCAGUAUGUGCCUUGCUGGCCUGUGUGGUCGUCCGAGCCGCUCCUUUUCAUGGUGGAGCCACAAGUCACGCCUCAGUGCACCUGGUGUCUCACGACGACCACCAUGAGGGAGCAGGCCACCACCAUCACGAACAUCAUGACGAUCACCAUGACUCCCAUGCCGAAUACAACUUCAACUAUGGUGUCAAGGAUCACAAGACAGGCGAUGUCAAAGAGCACAGCGAACAUCGUGAUGGCCACAAGGUGACUGGACACUAUGAGUUGAUCGAUGCCGAUGGUCACAAGCGUACUGUCCACUACACUGCUGACAAGCACAAGGGCUUUGAGGCCCAAGUCCACCGCGAGAAGCUGCAUCAUUUCGUGCCCGCACACCAGGCACAUGGUCACAGCGGAUAUAAGGGCGGCAAGGUUGACUUCGAGGAGCAUUCCGAUUCCGGCAGUUCUGGCUACUCCGGCCAUGGUCAUGAGGAUUACCACUCUCACGGCCAUGAAGGUGGUCACCAUGGUUCUAGCUCUCACAGCUUUACAUUGAGUCAAGAGCACGGAACCGGACACGAUGCUGGACAUGAUGCUGGACACUAUGCUGGGCACGAUGCAGGCUAUGAACAUUCAUACGGUGGACAUGAGCACAGCUAUCAUUAA
Drosophila novamexicana is the source of this 705-nucleotide messenger RNA. It is a transcript of the gene Cpr35B, whose product is annotated as histidine-rich glycoprotein. Lineage: Eukaryota; Metazoa; Arthropoda; Insecta; Diptera; Drosophilidae. The record is from RefSeq and is a predicted model, not a curated record. The coding region runs from base 46 to 705 and encodes 219 amino acids. The transcript has 2 exons. Gene Ontology annotation, cellular component: extracellular matrix.